UUUCUUUUGUCUCUGUAUUAUUAGGUAACUACUGCAACCACGAUGGGCUCAGUGAAAUCAGUUGGGCUGUCUCUUCUUCUGUUGUCUUUUCUUCUCUAUGUAGCCGAUUCUUACCCCAACAUUGACUUAUCAAACAUGGGCUGUGAGGAGUGCACACUGAGAAAGAAUACAGUUUUCUCGAGGGAUCGUCCGAUUUAUCAGUGCAUGGGCUGCUGCUUCUCCAGAGCGUACCCAACACCUCUUAAGGCCAUGAAGACUAUGACGAUCCCAAAGAACAUCACCUCGGAGGCAACGUGCUGUGUCGCAAAGCACAGCUACGAGACAGAGGUGGCUGGCAUAAGGGUGAGAAACCACACAGACUGUCACUGCAGUACCUGCUAUUUUCAUAAGAUCUGACAGAUGGGAACUGCAUUCUUCAGCAACAAAUUGUGUUUCAUGUAAUAUGCACAAGCUCUUCUCUGUUUUAAGAUUAAUUUACUUCCAGAUAAUAUGUUUGUAGUGAUUCUGUCUGUGUAUGUAUAAUUAGCCUACAUUUUUGGAUUAAUUAUUAGAUAUAUAUGAUUGAUUUAGAUUAAAAAGCAAUUAAAACAUGAA
This is a messenger RNA of Scatophagus argus, 594 nucleotides long. It is a transcript of the gene cga, whose product is annotated as glycoprotein hormones, alpha polypeptide. Gene Ontology annotation, biological process: thyroid hormone generation; positive regulation of steroid biosynthetic process. Bases 43 to 396 code for a protein of 117 amino acids. The transcript is spliced from 3 exons. Gene Ontology annotation, cellular component: follicle-stimulating hormone complex; extracellular region. Gene Ontology annotation, molecular function: follicle-stimulating hormone activity. The record is from RefSeq and is a predicted model, not a curated record. Lineage: Eukaryota; Metazoa; Chordata; Actinopteri; Scatophagidae.